AUGGCAUUAGAUGGACAACAAAAACCUUGUGGGGAAUGUAAAAAUGGAGUAGUCAUGUGUGUUGGAUGUGAAAAACGCUUUUGUUGGUCUCAUAUAAAAGAACAUCGACAAAAACUUGAUAAACAAAUGGACGAUGUUGUACAAGAGCAUAAUCAGCUACGGGAAGUUUUCAAUCCGCAAGGCACUGCACCUCAUCAUCUGUCUGAAAUUGAUAAAUGGGAACAAAAAUCGAUUAACAUUAUUAAAGAUUGGGCCAACCAAGUUCGAGCAGACCUACAGGCAUUUCUGGAUCGUACGAAGCAUCGAUUGUCAGAUUCAUUUGACAACAUGACAAAGAAGUUGAAAUCAAGCCAAUCAUUAAGUGAUUACACCGAAAAAGAACUUGACGAAUGGAUGAGGCAAUUGGAACAACUACGACAGAUGUUUGAGAAGCCACUGAACAUUGAUAUUGUAGAGGAUGCUGCAACAAGUUCAUCGAUUCGUAUGAUCAAAGUGAUCGAGAAAACCAAUAAUCAAGUACGUCCCAUAGAUAAUGCAAUAACAGCAGACACAAGAUUGUCAUCAAUAAUUGUCUCGACAGGUGAGUAA
Messenger RNA from Rotaria sp. Silwood2, 588 nucleotides. Lineage: Eukaryota; Metazoa; Rotifera; Eurotatoria; Philodinida; Philodinidae. The record is from the annotation of a GenBank genome assembly.